This is a messenger RNA of Acanthocheilonema viteae, 1062 nucleotides long. The record is from the annotation of a GenBank genome assembly. NCBI's taxonomy places the organism in Eukaryota, Metazoa, Nematoda, Chromadorea, Rhabditida, Onchocercidae.
AUGAAUCCAUUCAAGAAAAAGAAGAAUAGGUUUUUACGCAGUAGUAAGUUUCGAAAAGCAUGCAGAGGUGAACGCCAGAAGAUUAUGACUAAAGCAGAAGAAGGGCAACAAGGAGCUGGUGACAGUGAUGAAGCGCAAUGUCAAUUACAUUAUCGAGGGUUAACCAUUGAUGCUGACAGAUGGGUGGAAGAAAGUUCGAAGUGUCAGUAUUUACCGGAAGACGAGAUGAUUCUACUGUGUAAUAUGUUGGUUACUCGUUUAUCGCAUGAAUCGAAUGUCGUUGAAAUAACUUCACCAGUGACCGUUUGUGGUGAUAUACAUGGACAGUUUUAUGACUUAUUGAAAUUGUUCGAAACAGGUGGUCGUGUGCCAUCCACAAGAUAUGUUUUCAUGGGCGAUUACGUUGAUAGCUUGGAAACUCUAACGUAUUUGUUCUCAUUAAUGCUAAGAUAUCCAGAAUCAAUAACACUUUUGCGAGGAAACCAUGAAUCUCGACGCAUUUCGGCUGUUUAUGGAUUUUAUGAUGAAUGUAUACAAAAAUAUGGGCAUGCCAUGGUUUGGCGUUGCUGUUGUAAGGUAUUUGAUAUGUUACCUGUUGGUGCCCUAAUUGAUGACCAUAUUUUGUGCAUUCAUGGUGGAUUGUCACCGGAGAUCAAAACUCUUGAAAAAAUGUUUACUUUGGACAGAGCUGUUGAAAUUCCAAGCAAAGGUGCUUUAUGUGAUUUGGUAUGGUCUGAUCCGGAACCAACGGAAGAAGGGUGGGAACUAAGUCCAAGAGGUGCUGGUUGGCUUUUUGGUCAAGAAGUAACGAAACGUUUCAUGCAUACCAAUGAUCUUACGUUAAUAUGCCGAUCUCAUCAGUUGGUACUGGAGGGUUUCAAAUAUAUCUGGGAUGAUAUACUAUGCACCGUGUGGUCCGCACCAAAUUAUUGUUAUCGUUGUGGGAAUGAAGCAGCAAUUCUUCAGAUAAAUUCGAAUGAACGUCAAGUAAAAUAUUUCGAUGAGGCCAGUGAUAACGAACGUGAAAAACCGGAUCGUAUUGUUGCACCGUAUUUUUUGUGA